UUUGAUGACGUUUUUAUGUAACUCCGGUUGACUGCGCGAAAUACAAAGCGACAAGAGAAGGGUUCGGCGCCGGUUGCGCUUCAGUAAGCCAGUCAAAGAUAUGCGAAUAACAGCACCACCAGCCAGUUGGUGUAUAUUUUAUCCUCGCUGACCGACUCUCCUCCUCUCUGCAAUGGAGUACGGGAAGGAGAGAGUGGUAGCUUUAGUGGACAUGGACUGCUUUUACGUGCAGGUGGAGCAGAGGCUCAACCCAGCUCUGAAGAACACUCCCUGUGUGGUGGCCCAGUACAAGACGUGGAAAGGAGGCAGUAUCAUAGCUGUGAGCUACGAGGCCAGGGCCCAUGGCGUCACCAGGAACAUGUGGGUGGACGAUGCAAAGAAACUGUGCCAGGAUCUCCAGGUGGCACGAGUGCGUGAGUCUCAUGGCAAGGCAGACCUGACACAUUACAGGGAGGCAAGCGUGGAGGUGAUUGAGGUCAUGUCCCGCUUCGCUGUGAUUGAGAGAGCCAGCAUUGAUGAAGCCUACGUCGAUCUGACUGCUGCGGUCCAGCAGCGAUUGAAAAACAUGACCGAUAGUCAAAUUGAGCCUCACCUGCUGAAGACAACCUACAUCCAGGGGUACCCACAAAGCUCACCUGAACAGGAAGAAUCUGCCGAAGAAUCUGCCUUGGAUAAAGAGGGGCAGAGGUCCAGAGGUCUCCAGCAGUGGCUGGCAUCCUUACCUGUCCCUCUAUUAGGGGAACAGAACUCUGCAGAACUGCAGCUAACUCUGGGGGCAAUCAUUGUAGAGGAAAUGAGAGCAGCUGUAGAGAAACACACAGGUUUCCGCUGUUCAGCAGGUAUAUCACACAACAAGGUAUUGGCCAAACUAGCUUGUGGUCUGAACAAACCCAACAGACAAACUGUUCUGCCUUUGGACUCUGUGACAGAACUUUUCAGCUCUCUUCCCAUCGGCAAGAUCCGUAACCUGGGGGGGAAGCUGGGUGCCUCCAUUACAGAAACUCUGGGAAUAGAGAACAUGGGGGAUCUGACUCGCUUCUCUCAGGCUGAACUGGGACAGCACUUUGGAGAAAAGACAGGCCAGUGGCUGUAUGACUUGUGUCGGGGGAUUGAGUUUGAAGCAGUGAUACCCAGGCAGCUUCCUAAAUCCAUUGGCUGCAGUAAAAACUUCCCCGGGAAGACAUCGCUGGCUACAAAAGAGCAGGUACAAUAUUGGCUUCAUCAACUGGCCCUUGAGCUGGAGGAGAGACUUACUAAGGACAGAGAAGUGAAUGGUCGUGUGGCUAAAUUGUUGACGGUUGGUGUACGUCAGAUGGGGGACAAGAGGCCGAGCAGCUUCUCUCGCUGUUGUGCCUUAGUACGCUACGAAGCGACCAAACUGUCCGCUGACAGCUUUGCCAUCAUCAAGAGUCUCAACACAGCAGGAAACCACCAGGCAGCAUGGACUCCACCCCUCACCCUGCUCCAACUCUCAGCGAGCAAAUUCAGUGACGCUCCAUCAGCAGGCGGCAUUGCCGGCUUUCUUUCCAGCGAUGUCACUUCAACCCAAAGUCUUCUCUCUUCCACUCAGCCCUCGACCCAGACACCUGCUGAACUGAAAAACGACUCGGCAUGCAAAGGACCAGGCACCAUCCAGUCGUUCUUUCAAAAGGCAGCUGGGAAACAAAGGCAGAAGGUUACAAAAGGCGUAGAGGAGGAUGAUACAGGAUCGACAGGGAUUCUCCCAGCUUCCUCAUCUCACAAAACCUCAGCCACUGAAAGUCAGUUGGAGACCAAUUGCUCUGGUUCUAAAAAUGGUUCAGCAAGCCCCCAGUCUGGCAUUUCCUCGUUCUUCCACAAGAAGAGUCUUGAAAGAAGCUCACAGGCCUCAGCAUCAAACAAACCUCAAAUGGGACGUGAGCCUGGACCUGACAGUAAAGACGACUCAGAUGACACUGCUGCUGCUGCUGUGUCAGGCCCACAGGAGAAACAUAACUCAUCUCAGCAGCCAGAAGAGUUAAGAGAUGAGCUGAACACGGAUCCAGAUGUAGAUCACCAGCCUUCCACUGUGGCCAGCGAAGACCUGGUGAACUGUGAACGCUGUGGCCAGGAAGUGUCGGUUUGGGAAAUGCCUGAACACAAUGACUAUCACUUUGCUUUGGAUCUCCAGAAUUCACUCUCUUCAUCCACAAAUUCAGCACCCACCUCUUCUUCUGCUGUCUCUUCUACCUCCAGCAUCUCUCUAACUCCUCUCAGAGCCCAGUCGGCACGAGGCAAGACAAAAACCAGAGGCCAGUCAGGACCACAGCCGAAAAGACAUCGCUCCCAAGGUGGAAAUACAGGCACUCUGGAUUCUUUUUUCAAGAAGAACUGAUGAUGUUCAUCUUUCCUCUGCUGUUGGCGCUGCUCUGCUUCAAACUUGGACUCAAGUGCUGCUGCUUUUCUGCCUUUUAAGAUGUGUUUUUAAACCAAAUAAAAUACAAACCUGACAAUAUGCAUAUGCAUAUCACAGACAUGCAAAUACAGUUAAUGUUUAUGCUCAAAGAAUGGAAACCUAUCUUGUAAGGGGAUACACAAGGGCUUGUUUUAGUAAAUAAGUGUCUACAAAUUACUUAAAGUGCUUAUUUAUGUACUUUGUUCUCAUAUGGUUUUUAUUAUAAAAUGACAUGCAAUACUUUGAAGGAAUAAUUUUAUGAAUCAGACUAUAUUAAAGACACUUUUUAAAAUUUUGUG
Epinephelus fuscoguttatus (brown-marbled grouper) is the source of this 2712-nucleotide messenger RNA. RefSeq names its product polymerase (DNA directed), eta (gene polh). Gene Ontology annotation, cellular component: nucleus; site of double-strand break; replication fork. Lineage: Eukaryota; Metazoa; Chordata; Actinopteri; Perciformes; Serranidae. Gene Ontology annotation, molecular function: DNA-directed DNA polymerase activity; damaged DNA binding. Gene Ontology annotation, biological process: error-prone translesion synthesis; response to radiation. The transcript is spliced from 10 exons. The record is from RefSeq and is a predicted model, not a curated record. The coding region runs from base 173 to 2353 and encodes 726 amino acids.